Dendronephthya gigantea is the source of this 948-nucleotide messenger RNA. RefSeq lists its product as uncharacterized. Lineage: Eukaryota; Metazoa; Cnidaria; Anthozoa; Malacalcyonacea; Nephtheidae. The coding region runs from base 1 to 948 and encodes 315 amino acids. The transcript has a single exon. The record is from RefSeq and is a predicted model, not a curated record.
AUGCGAUGUUUGAAUCUGAGUUUGAAAGGAAAAAGAUUGAGAAUAGAAUUUAAAAUUCGUGAGAAAGUAAGAAAGCUGAAAGCAGAGGCUGCUCUCGCAGAGCGAAAGGCAGAACUAAUACAAGAUGAUGACAGUGAUGACCUGUCGAGUCCGAAUGGCGAAAACAAAUCUAGCAUAAGUAAUAAGUCUCUACCAGUCAAGAAUACACAAUUAACAAAGAUAGAACAGACCGAGUUAUGGGCAAAAUCAUGUCCAAGCGUAACAUCAAAUGAUCGCGCCGCCUUUAAAAAUUUAGAGCCCACUUGGUGUGAUGACGACAAACCAAAACGGGAUGACAACAGAAAUGACAUGGUAGAAAGUAAAACUGGAAAAAACGAACAUGGUAGUUUACACCAUACCAAGACUGCUGGAUGUGAAAAUCCUAAACCGGAAGCGAGUAAAAACCUGGAUGGUCAAGCAGUAAUGUUAAAAGUAAAUAUGCUUCAAGCGAUGCAACCCGUGAAAUUUGAUGCCAACCCAGCGGACUUUCCUACUUUCAGAAAAAGGCUAAUCGACAAAAAUGAGGAUGGUAUUCUAAAUGACAGUCAAAAAAUUGAGUUUCUCCCUAAGUUUGUGUCGGGAGAAGCGUAUGAAACCGUUAAAAGAGUUACCGGCUGUUCUUACCCGGAUAUCGUCGCGAUUUUGCAAGAACGAUAUGGCCAGCCAGCAAGAGUGGCUGCCUCUUGUAUUGAGUCCUUGAUAUCCGGUCCAAAGUUAACGAACACUGACUACAAAGGAUUGCGUAACUUUGCUGAACAGCUCACAUCGUCUGUGAAAAGACUUGAUACUGAAUACGAACAAGAAGCAAGCACAACAUCGAAUUUAAACUUGAUCGCCGCCAGGCUUCCAAGCUAUCUGAUCAACAAAUGGGGAGACGCGUCAUACUCGAUAAGAGAAAGUGGAAGAUAG